UUGUCACUUGAGUUGGAGAAGAAUAUUUGCUUACAGGCAGUGUAACAUUAAAGUAAUCUGAGGCAAAUGGUUUUUACUCCCCUUACAUGCACACAUCCAAAAACAUACUGAAAAGGACAUGAGUAAAUAUGAUUUAUAUGGUACAUUCUUCUAUCUCUCCUGGAUUCCAUCAGUUUUAUCAUUAUGAAAAUAGUCUUAAAGAGCAAGAUUCUCGAUGCAAAGGCAAUUAAUUUUGGAGUUUCCUAUCCCCUAUUUCUCUGUAAUACCAUUUAUUCAAUGUUUGAAAUUUGUGUACAUCCAACAAAUCACAAUAAAUGUCCAUUAAUUUUCCCCACUGUUCUGGAAGCAUCUGUCUUGUGAUGGUGUGACUAAUGUGUAGUGUUCUACAUCUAUUAAACAUGAAAUUGGUAUUUAUAAAUUCUGCAUAGGACAAACUGUCCUGCCAGUAUGACAUUGAAAUCUCCUUCAUGAAAUGUACAUGCUAUCCAGAUUUUUUAAAAAUAGUUUUGUCAAGAAGGGUUUUGUUUGUGUGUGGUUGUUUCUAUUUUUGUCAGUAAAACAGAAAAUAUUUUUGAAGAAAUUCAGAGAAUUAAUUGACUGGUUAUUCCUUUUAUAAUAAAGAUUAUGGUGAUAUUUUGCAUGUUAUGGAGUUCAAUAUGCCCAUUUUGUUCUGUGGAUGGAAACGUGUAAGGGUAUCUAACACAGGUCAAGUAUAACUACUAGGUAAGCCAGAAAUGUCUCCAUGUUGCUUGCAUUCUGUUUGCAUAAGAAAGUAAAUACCUUAAUCUCUUCCAUGCAGAGCCACUGUCUCAAAGGUGCACUUCAAAGCACCCUUGUUGGAAUUCAGACUGUCAGUGUGUGUGUAUGCAAUCAUGCAAAGAUGACAAGGGCAAGAUGGCACAAAAUACUGGGGUCCAGCAGUCUGGAAUGGAGCACAGGACACAGCUAUGUUGCACAUGUUUCUGCUGUUCUUGGAAAGGCAUAAAGACGCUUCAAGCAAUCAUGCCAGUCAACUGACCAGGAGGUGAUAGUGCAGGCUCCUUGGCUUGGAAAUGGAGAAGAUAUUUCCCCCAGAGCCAGAGAUGAGCACCACUUCCAAGAGCCAGAAAUGAAAGGAGAAGCCUUUGCCUUUAUCUGUGUAUGCGUGUCUCAUUGUAUUGUAACAAGGCAUUGAAUGUUUGCCUGUAUCUGUUUAUGUAUACUGUAAUCCGCUCUGAGUCCCCACGGGGAGAAGGGCGGAAUAUAAAUAAAGUGCCGUUAUUAUUAUGAUUAUUAUUAUUGUUACUGAAGUUCCAGCUAACACUCAAGCCCCUAAGUCACUUUGUCUUUCAGAUACUGGGUUUUUCAUAUAUGAUUCCCCUGCUUGAUUCAGUAGAGUAUAGUAUACAAGAUCAGGAGGCACCAAAUAUUGGGAACAACAGCACAGUGUUACAGAUGGAACUGAAAUAAUAAAACAAGAACCCAUUAAAGGUCAGAAGAACAACAAGAAAUUAGCUGGGGAGAAGGAACUAAAUGAACAAUUUUUUACACUUGUGCAAAGGGCUUGGAAAAAAAUAAAAUGAACUUAGAUGGUUAUUGAGGUCCCAUCCAACUUUAUGAUUAUAUCAUCGUAUGACCUUGUGAAAGAUGGUGAAGUCAUGUGAAUUUUCUAUUCAAUAAGAAAAGAAAGUUAAAAUUAAAUCACUAUUAUUUCUUAACAGCAAACUGCUAUAAAAUCCAAUUUCUCAUUACAGACCUCCAAGCAUGCAGCCUCAGCUGCCUUAAGCAGAGUUGUUGCUUAAGUAAAAUACUGUAAACUGGGCUGAAUUAACAGUGCAACCCUCUUACAUGGGAAGCGGUUCCAGUAAACUAAUCUGACUUCCUUCUAAAUUGCAUACAUAGAAUUGUGACAUAAGCGCUAUUAUGCUUGCUGGUUUCAUCUCAGAAGUAUUUUAUUUGUUUUUAUUCCCAAAUUGCACACUGCACCUUAGUAUAAAAGAUCAGUUUGUUUGGAUGCAGCAUCACUGCAAUGCAGCACAACUGCCUUGUCUGAGAAUAACAAUAAUACAGUGUAAACCAGAUGCACAGUAGACACUUUAGGAUUGUUCCCUCCUUAGUAGAAGCAAUUAUUUAUGUACCUCUCUAAGCAUUGUGCGCAGUAGUCAUUUAAUAUGACAGUGAAGUAAGAACAUGAUUCUCUUCCCACAGGAAAAGAGAAUGCAGAUGAACCCAUCUCAGCAACUAGAGUUGUUUUCAUUGUGAAAAUAAAAAGUUCUUUUAUCAUACCAAAGUCCCAGCAAACAGUCAUAUAUCCUAUAAAAUACAUUUUAAAAUGCAUUUUAAUCUAUCAAUCACUUAUUCUGUAUAAGCAAAAUCCAGGUUGAUAAGCAACAUUCAUGGUAAGAUACAAAAGUAGAAGUAAACGGAACUACCUUCUACUGUCACAUCCAGAACUUAGAUGUCUUAUUUUUUACUACAAUUUCCAGAAUCCCUAAGAAGUAUGGUUGCUGGCCAUACUGACAGAGGGAACUUGGGUGCUGUGGUCCAAAAAUUACCUUUCCAAGAUGUUGACAAAUGACAGACCCCCUUUCAUGCAAUAAUGCAAAUGUUAGAUCAGGUCCAUACAUUCGCAACACCAUCCAUCUCAGAUCAAAUGCAACCAUGUAUUGUUAAUUGUAAAAAUCUGAUUUUGAAUCUCUAUAUUCAGCCAUCUUAGUGCAUCCUUUCCCCUUCUUACUAUGGGGCCUUAUCUUUAACACAUAUUUGCCAUAUCAUCUCUGUGAUAGAAAUUGCUGUACAGUUGGCCUCUUCUUUACACGAAUUGGAUUCAAUCAUCCAUGGCUUAAAAUACUAUUUUUAAAAAUCCCAAAAGCAAAGAUUGAUUUUGCUAUUUUAUAUAAUGGACCAUUUUACUAUGCUGUUGUAUAUAAUGGGACUUGAGCAUCCUUGGAUUUUGGAUUCUGUAGGGAGUCCUUGAACAUAAACCCCAAUCAAUACCAAGGGCCCACUGCACCUAUUGAAUGAAUGUUACCUGGGCAUAUUGGUGACAAUUUAGUUUGAAGAUUCUGCAGUGAUUGUGCUAAUUUUUACAAAACAAAAUCCAAAAACAAAUAUAUGUAUUUUAAUUUUUUUAUAUUUGCCACAUAAACAACUUGAGGUUUAACAUUUUUGUAGGAAAACAAAAAUAAAACUGACACAUGCGCUCAUGCAUAAAUAAGCCGAUAGUCUGCUCUUACUAUGGUCUAUGAUCUGUGUUUUCCUUAGAAUGUGGGGAUACAGACUUGAGCUAAUUGUACCAUGUGUGUAUCUCAUUUUUAUAUGUGAGGUACAUUCAUAUAUAAAGAUAAAAAGGAAAUGACAAAUAUAUAUGAAAAAGUAUUUGUUUCAAUUAUAAAUACUAUUUCAUAUAUAUUUUUAUUAUACAACUUCUGGUUCUUAUUUGCUUCCACAAGCAAUAUUAUGCUGGAUGUAAUAGUAUUUCAGAAAUGUAUGAAGAGGCAGGUUUUUAAAAAUGUUUCUGUGAAUAUUUUGUCAAAACACAAUAUCUGAUUCUGCAGUUUAAUUUGUGAGUUGAUUCAAAAUAUCUAUCACUCACCAAAUUCUUUAUGCAGAGCUAUCUCCUUUUUUAACUUUGGGGAAAAUGUGAAUGGGCUACACAGUAUGCACAGGUAUUGGUUAAGUGAGACAAGUUCUUCCAGUUGUAUCCAAAGUCAUACAUGUUAGGAUUCCAGGAGACCCAAUUUUGAAUCCCUACUGAGCCAUGGAAGCCCACUGGGUGACCUUGCAGAGGUGAUACUUGCUUUAGCAUUAGAUGAAGGCAAUGACAAACCUCCUGUGAAUAUAUCUUACCAAGAAUGCUCUAGAUAGGUUAUAAGAAAUCAAAGUUGACUAGAGAAAAAAUUACAGUAAUAAGGAGACAUUCAAGAUUCACACUACAGUAACACUGGCAACUUAAAUAUAGACUGGAGCAUAUUAGACCACAAAAAUACAUCUCUUAUUUUUGCAUAACCUGGAUUGAACAGAAAGUGGAAAUGGGACACUUAACAUUUUUUCCCUACCAAAAUCCUCAUCAGUCACUUCUCCAACAUCUCUUUGCAAGAAGAAAGAUCUAAUCAGUGAUAAUUGGCUGGGAUUGAAUGCAUUUGAAAGAAUGCUUGGCACGUGGGAAGUGUUAAAGCUCCUUUCACCAAAUCUUCCUGAUCCAUUUCUUCUCUUCCUCUCUUUGCUAAAUAGUUGAACAACAUCAAAUGGCAUUACAUCUACUUUGGCCCAAAGACAAAAGGAAGAAUUACAAGAGUUGUACUUCAAUAGAUCCCAUGACAGUUUCCAUUUAAGGAAUUCUUGUUAGCAGAAUCCAUAUUUUCAAAUUUUGAGUCUGAGUAACCACAACUGCUAGGGACCAUGUGGAUGUUCACAACUUCCUUGAUGAUUAGGGGCAAACCAAAAGUUUUCAUGUUAUUUUGAUAUCACUUUCUAUUUCACCUUGUUCCUAAAACUCUUGGUGUAUAUUGUAUUUGUAUGUUUAUGUUUGUUGUGGCAUUGAAUUAUUGUCAAUCUGGAAGCCACUCUGAGUACCCUUUGGGUGAGAUAGAGCAGGGUAAAAAUACAACAAAUAAAUAAAAUAAUAAUUGGUUAUUGGUUACAUUUCAAAAGACAGAGAAAGAUGGGUAAGUAAGCAUUUCAUUUCAAUUUGACCAAAAUGUAUCACCAUUUGUAAAAUUCAAACAUGGAAAAAAGUGACGGGAAAAUGUGCUUGGGGAUGCAAGAGCCCUGUUUUACUUGCACUCCACAUCAAAUGUGUUCUUUGUUAUCUUUCCUACUUUUGCUGUUUUGUUAUCCAUCAUAAAAAGGCCAAAGGUGGGAUCAUGAUCAAAUCUUGGCUUGAAUGUACUUGCUACAAAUUUCUUCAAAAUGUAAUACCAAGAUCAUUUGAAAGAUAUCAUUUGGGGUGGGUGUGGGGGUUCAGUGACUCCUACAACAAUACCUGAAAUCAGGGCCGUAGCCAGAAAAAAAAUUCGGGAGGGGUUUUGAAAAUUUCAGGGGGGGGGGGUUAACCCCUAGCACACACCCCUCCCCGCUACAAACCUGUCCAUAUCUGCUUGAGAUAGUGCCUGGAGGGACUCUUAAUGUUUUGUGUCUCAUGCAAUAAAAUGGUGCUGUUUAAAUAAUGAAAAUGCAUAAAUAAUUACGCAAAGAGCUAUGUCAUCUUUACUUCAAAAGGUCACUGACUUUUGUCCAGGGAGAGUAUGUAAGUGUAUGCAUUCUUGUCUGAGAGCAAAUGUCCGACAUAAAAUUUAAAAUGCAUAAAAAAGAACAAUUUCUCCCAUUUCACACAUUAGAAAAAUAUCUGUGAAGUAUGUGUGGAAAUUGAAAUGGCCUUAUUAUACCACUUCACUGUACUAGCACUAUUUAAAGAAUUUAUAGUAGCUUUUGGAAAUCAAAAACAGGAAGCUGAUAGUUUUCCUGAGUGAUUGAAAUCACAGUGGUGACUUUGCUAAAGAUAAGAAAUAGAUACAGAAACUCCCAGCUAAAUCCAAUAUGUUAUCUUAAUAACAACCGACGUAAGCCUGAAGACAAGAAUCUGAAGGAUAUUAUAUUUUUAUUGCUGUGCUGUGGUUAGCAUAUUGUUUGGAGGAAUAACUACUGAAGCCUAUUUAAUUCUGGACGAGUAUGCUGAGGACCUCUGAACUGGCAGCUGCUGUUUAUUUUUAUAUAUUUUAAAGAACACCCUGCCCUUAACAACAAGUCUUGUUACUAAACCUUCACUGCUUCAUCAAGGAUGAUUUGUCUAGGAGAAAAGAACCAAGUGCUUUAGCAUUUCAUGUACUGAAAUGUGUAAUCAGUCCAGAAAAAUGCCCCCCCCCCCCCGCAAAGGUGGUAUUGAAAUGUUCAUUUCUCUAAAAUAAGAGAGGAAAAUUGGAAUAAUUCUUGAAACUUGAGAUAAGCAUGCUAAAUGUGUAUUGUAGGGUUACAAUGGAGCUUAUAAGCACCAGAUGCAGCCAUGUUUUAUCCAUUCAUGCAUUACAAUGUUUCUUGGUUAAAUUGUGGGACAGGUAGAAUAUUCUCUUACUGCCUGUUAUUAGUGGCUGUUGUCUGUCUCAUGAAUCAGCCGUUUUUGAUAACUACCCAUAUUACAAAGCCAGAUUUUCAGCAGUAUAUACUAAAUGACCUGAUGCAAAAGAAUACAGCACUCCAUCACUCUGAAGUAUUAUGAAGAAGAACAAACAUUUUGGAUCUUUUACCAGAGAUGUAUGAUCCAAGGAAUGAGACUGAAAAGUGUUAGAUGUGUAGAACCACACAUUUAUGUGGGUUUCUCUGAUGUUGCAUCUUAAGGAAAUAUCAUCUGGAAAUAAUUGUGCUUUGAUUUGGAAGCCCUUACAAGAAAUGAAAGAAACAAGGAAAGGAACUGAGUCUUUAGGAAAGUAGGUAUAGGGUAAGAAAGCCAAAGUGACUUGAUGGGUUAUGGAAGUAUAAAAAUGUUUUUUUCAUUGUAUGAAGAAUCUCAGAAUGUUAUUGUCAUUGCUGUUCCAUUCUGUUUUUUAAAAAAUAUAUUGGGUUCCAGUAUAAUUUCUUUUAUUUCUCCACAGAAAUUUAUGCAUGUGUUUUUGUGCAUUUUAUUUCAAAAUAUCCACAUUUUGUACAUUGUAACCUACUUUUGUGCUCAUGUACCAUUAGUUAAAGCAUACUUGUAUUCAUUUGUCAUACAUUUACAUUUCAAACGUAUACAUAAAUUCACUUGUUUUCCUUCAAAAAGCCACAUAGGCCACAUGAACACAUGGAGCUAUGAGGCAAGGUGGAGUUCAUUCUGCUGCACCAACACAAGAGAUGCCAAAUAGUAUAUUUAUCCCUUUGUAUCUGUGGAUUCAGCCGUACACAGAUUCAAACCAUCCACAACUUGAAAAUAUUCCAAAAAACAAAACAAAUCCAAGAAUCAAACCUUGAUUUUGCCACAUUAUAUAAGGGAUACCAUUUUACUACACCAUUGUAUAGAAUACGAUUUGAGCAUCCAUCAAUUUUGGGAUCCACAGGGUCCUGAAACCAAAGCCCAGUGGAUACCAUGAGCCCACUAUAUUUCAAUACUGCUGAAAUGUCUCAUUGUUGUCCGUUCCUAGCUUUGUAUGGCUCCUUGGCUGGACAUUCUCACUAGUAUCUCAUCAAACUUCCUAGAAACCUUGAUCUGCUAAAUAUUUUAUGGAUUUAAUUCAUGAAAUAGUUAAUUUAAAACACAGAAAUGUGUUCACCUUGAAUGUUGGGUCUGUAUCCACAGAAUAUUUCCAGUGACUUAUAGAUGUUCCGGGUUUUGUAUUGAUUUCUCAGCAAUACUGAUUUGUCUGUUUGUUUAAGUUGUCUAAAGAAACUAGACAACUCUGUGAAUAAGAGAACUAAACUGCUCCAUAAUUUGUAUCUGUUAUCUUUUUUGCUGACAGAAAUAUCUUUGACUAGGGAUUCCAUUAGUAGAACAGAGAGGAAGACAUUUUUCAUUACUCCGUCCUUCAUACUGUUCACUUCUUCCAGUAAUGUUUCAAAGGGACUUCUAGCCUUCCAGUUCAGAUUUUGGGACACAUGCAGGAAACAUUUGGAGAUGGAAGCCCCCGCUAAAUCAAACAGACUUUCUUCAACCAAUUGGAUAAAACAUGUAAUGCACAUCUAUUUAGUGUUUUCUCUGUCACAGUGAAAUACAGCCUUUCAAAUUGCACCAAAAUACAGUAGUAGGCUAGAUAAGAGUGCUGAUGUUCUAUAUUCAAAGUUGACUUACUUACUAAAUCACACAGAUUUACUAACUGCAGGUAGAUAGCAAAUAGGCUACUAAUCUUCUAGGGCAUCAAACAGCUGUGUAUAUUGCAUUUACCGGCUGUGAGUUAGACUUUUAAAGGACUGUUGUUUCAGAUCUUGUCUUAAGGAGCAAAUUAAUGACUCCAGACGCUGUACUGCAUGCUUAAUGGACUGCAGUAAAGUCUGCUUUGAUGCUACUGUAGCCUGGGGUGAGCAAUACUUUUCAUAUACUUUAGGGAUUCUUGCCUCCUGGGAUUUCUUUGCAUGUUCAUUAUGCAUAGCUAACUUAAUUCCAAAUUCUUCAGAGCAAAAGAAAAAUAUAUAUCUUUGAUAAAACUUCAUGUAUAGUUGCACGAUACACCUAAUUCACUUUGAGAAUAUAUGUACAUCUAAAAAGGUUAUACACAGAGGUUACAUGUGGGAUCAUGAACUGGACACAUAUAUCAUAUGUAUUCCAUACAACAUCAUUGUAACAAUUGCACUUUCUGCCAGAUUGUUUCCUGGGACAAUUUAUAGUACUUCAGGCUGCCUGAAAAUUUUUGCUCUCCUACAAAAGAUUGCUCAGGCAUCAAGAUGUUCAGGAGAAAUCAUUCUUUCACUCCCACUACCCUCAAAAUCGUAUAUGGUGGAAAUAGAAGAGACAGCCUUCUUGGUGGAUUCUCUAAGGCAUCGAAAAUAUUCUGUGUAGAGAAGCAAGGAUAUCUCCUUCCAUUUAUUCUUGUCCUUUUUUCCUUUUUUAAAAAUUAUAUUUUAAACUAUUUUUGUAGACAGUUUAUUUUUUAAAUAACUUUACAUGUAUAUAUCUGUAUGUGCUUUUUAUCUAUCUAUCAGAAUUAUUGUAAAGAUGGAUAUAAAUCAACCUGAGCACAGAACCAUGGUAUGGGGUAUAGUAUGCAUAUACAUAUACUAUACUUAUCUGUAUAGUAUGCAUGUUACACUGUGUAUGUUUAUUCAAACCCUAAAGUAGAUUGUAAAUUAUUAAAGCAUGAUUUAAGCUGAUUGAGGACUCAUAUGUUUUUAGACUAACUAUCCUUUUUAAUGUUCCUGUCAAUAACUUUUCAUAACCAUUCUAAUUUCCCUACUAAUUAUGUCUGCUCUAUAAUUAAUCACAACAUAUUUAAUAGUGAGAUUGUGCAUUUGACAACUUUGGUCUCUUGUUUAUAAUGAUGAUAAUCUUCACAAAGCAAUACAUUCUGACAUUGAUUUACUGGGUUUCCUGAAUUGUACUGUUGUUUGUUGUUCCCAAGGGAAGUAGGGUCAGACACUAUCCUAGUCCAUGGGUUUGCAUAAUGCCCCAAAUGCACCAGAUAUCACCUGAUUUUGGAAGUUAAGCAGGACCAUCUAUAGCUAGGAUCAAUGAAAAUCAGGUACUAUAUUUCAAGGGAAGAAACAUUUUUUUUCAUGUCAGGAGCAACCGGAGUUGCUUCUGGAGUGCAAGAAUUGGCUGUCUGCAAGGAUGUUGCCCAGGGGACGCCCGGAUGUUUUGAUGUUUUACCAUCCUUGUGGGAGGCUUCUCUCAUGUCCCCGCAUGGAGCUGGAGCUGAUAGAGGGAGCUCAUCCGCAUUCUCCUCGGGUGGGAUUCGAACCUGGCAGCCUUCAGGUCAGCAACCCAACCUUCAAGUCACAAGGCUUUUAUCCCCUAGGCUACCGGAGGCUCCUGGGAAGAAACAUGGAAGUAUUCUUUACCUAAGAAAAACCCAUGACAUUUAUGGGGUGACCAUAAGUUGAUGAGCAACUUGGAGGCACAUACACAUUCACCUUCUAAAAUAGCAAUUUCAGUUUCUUCUAUAUAAACUGUAAUUUGUCUUGGAAAAAGUGAUGCCAGUCAGAGGGUUUUAUAUUAUGUUACCUUAGUUCCUGUACAAGGAGAAAGGUGGGGUAUAAAUUUAAUUAAUACAUUUUAAGAUUUCUUUUUGAAAAAUUGAAGUUAUUUCCAUGUUCAAUUGCAUCUCCAUUUUAUUGAAGAAUGAAAUUGGAAGGAGAUAUGAAGGUAGCAUACUCUUGUCAGUUUCCUCCCCCUUUUUUCUGCCAGUAGUAGUGCUAGUUGGUGAUUGCCACCUCUUCUCAAUAUGCUUUAGAAAAUGACCCUGCAUUUUCAUUUAGCAAUAUUUCCUGGAUUUCUAUGAGUACAGUGGCUGCCUAACCCUCCCCCCAAUCCGUUUGUGUCCUUCUGAAAAAAAUACCAAUAUACCCCACCCCAAUACCCAUACCUGACAAUGGAUUUAGAAAUAUCAAAAAGAGGACAUUUUGACUAAGCCCUUCUGCUAAAAUAUAUUGGCAUGAGCCCUGUAUUCUACAAGAAACUGAAAAUAACCUGAAGUAAUGAAAUAAUGCCAUGUGCACCAAACAUAUGUUGGAUUUAAGGAACCAGGAGAAAUGGACUGCUAGCAUAGUACAGGUGAGGUGCAAAAUCCUCUCUUCCAAUUAGCAAAAUGCCACCUUUACUUUAUGAAGGGCACCUUUGGAUUCAACCUAUUAUUUUAGUGCUUCAUUAUUCGUAAAGCAAAUAUUUACAUUAAAAUUCAUUACUAUCUAUGCACUAUAUAUCUUAAAAGAAGUGUUCGCAGCUGCAAAAGGUAAUAUUUGUUCUAUAUAUUUAAAUAAAGGCAUAUUUACUUAGUUCCAAUUAUUUUCAGCAAGAAAAAAAAUCGCACAUUCCUAUUGAAUUACAAUAUUUUAUAUAUUAACACUCAAAUGUUCUUGAUAUUUUAUUUGAUGGUGUGAUCAGGGCACAGUCUUAACCACAGUGCGCAAUCAUUAGCCAAAAAAAUUAACCUUAUAGAGGAGAAUAAUGCUUGGAUUGGAUUAGAAUGAUUAUAAAUACUUCUGUUUCUCCAUUAUAAAAAUGCUCAUUAUUAUUUCUCUGCUCUGUUGACCUCUGUUCACAUCCACCACUUUUUGUGUGUCUCUUUGGUUCAUUUGUCAUAUCUCAGUUCUGGUCCAGUGAAUGGGAUAACCAAGGGGCAAAGUAGGAACUGAAGUUGAGAGUGUGUUUGCCAAGAAUCUUUCUUCCGCCAUAAUUGAAUCUACAUGAACCAUGAUACUUUUCAAUACUCAAAUUAAAAAUGUGAUUCCUAUUAAAAUAUGAAUUCUAUUAUACAGAUCUGAUUUCUUAUUCCAUUUAUCUAGUAUUGCCUCACCACUAGAAGAAAUACUUUUUAGACUACAAAAUUCAAACCAGAAAAUGUGUUUAAACAUGCAAAUAAUACUAGAUGGAAAACUCCUUAAAUAAAUAUGUAAAUAAAUAUGUAAAUUAGUAUGAACUUGAAAAAGCUAGCAUAUGAAAUGGAAACAUUCUUUGAUGUGUUUUCAUUUCAAUUCUAAACAUUCUUAUGCAUUCUAGACAAAUACAUAAAAGCACACAUGCAAUUUUGAGGUCUGCAUCCUUUAUUAUUAUGAUGCUGAGUCAAGCUUUGUGUUAAAUGCAAUGCUUUAUGUGGGCAGGAAUGAUGAAACAUUUUUGCAAUUUACUCAACGUAACUUGAAAAUCUUACUCCGUUCCAAAAUUAGGGAAUGAAAUCAAGAUAGGCAACUUUGGCCUAAGAAUGGAUUAACUUUUAAAAAGUUAAACCAAUCUAAAUCAUGUAAAGUAGAUAAAUAUGUUGACAUUAAGCAGUGCAAAGACAGAGGUAAUCCCGUGAAAUCAAUUUGAGGAUGAAGCACCUUGGUUCAAAAUUGAGUAUGAGAUAAUGGCCCAUAGCUUCCUGAUGCAGCCAAAUUCCUCCAUUGAGAACACAGAAGAAAGUUACUGCCCGGUGGUUAGUUUUUUGUUUUUUGUAAUCUGCCUGGCAGUUUACCCAAGAUAUGCCCAAAAGGAGACCCUUCACAUGCUUUAUUAUCAGAUCCCUCAAUGGUUACCUAACUGUCUUGGAGGACAGUUAGAUAAAAAAUUCAUUUUGCAUUAUCAAAACCUAGUGUGAAGUAUGGAACUCAGAGAGAGCAUCCAUGGCAGAAAUGGAUUAUUUGCAGAUGGAAUUCUAAUCGUGUUUUUUUAAAAUACUAAGGAUUCUUCCAUUGCUGAAGCGCUGUUUUUGUAUGUGAUAGAUAAAUCUGUGUGCAUCCCAUCAGCAACAAUAAUUUUUCAAAGGCCAUAGAGUGAUAUAGGGGAUGUUCUGAAAGGAUUGGGAGGAGCAAACCUUCUGUGAUGUGAUGAGUCAAAGCGCAGUAUUUUCUGAAGAUAAGAAUCAUAGUAAUUGGAUGUGAUAAGGUUAGUAUGUAUUCUGUCUGAAAACAGUGUGCAUUCAGUUAUAAAAAAAACUACAAGAUAGAACUGAUAGAAACAGAAUACCAUAUUUUCUAAUUUGAUAAGGUCCCUAGAAACAGUUUUACCUUUCUUAGAAACAGAAAUUCUAGUUUGGACCCACGUGAAAGUGGAAGUCUUCCUUAUGCUAGAAUCUUUUAAAAUGGGUAAGGUUUGGGGAAAUUCCAGGGAUUCUUUAAAAAGCAAAUUGAUUAUGAAAAAGGCUACUUUAUGUAUAUGUAUUGAAAGUCACUGUUUUAUUUCCACAGGCUAUUCAUGUCUAUUUUUUAUUAUGAUAAUAAAAGGACAUAGUGAAUAUUCUGCCAAAAAAAAAACCCUAAUCUAAAAUUCAAAUUAUGGCCAAAAAUGACAAAAAGUUUGGGUGACAUAUAUUCGGAUGCAUAAAGAUUUAUAAUGGCUGUCAUAAUGUAAUAUUUAGGAUACAGAAAUAGGGUUAAUGGUUUCUGUAAUCAUCAUUAAUGAUCAACCAGAGGUUGCAAUGAAUCAAAGUAUCCACAUCUGACAUGAUGAUUCCUAUGAUAGUUUUAUAAACUUUUGAGGAAAUCAAGAGUACUUUUCAUCUUUCCAAAGUUAGACCUAGUUUUUUGAAUUGUUCUGUGGCUUCUUUGAAUAUGACCUCAUGCAUUACCAAGUGUUUUGUAUCUCUAAUUAGCCAGGCGGAAAUCCAAUUUAGAAACAUUCUAAUACUUUUCACCACCACUCUGAGGUGGUCUUCAAGUUCUGGAUUUAUAUUUGAAUUUAACAUAGUCCUCAAUAUCUAGUCUAAGUUAUCCAGUUUGAAAAAGUUAUUCACUCUAUAUCAAUGUAACUAGAAUAGCAAGAGCUACAUCUUUGCAGUAUCUUUGAACAGUUCCUCCAACAUAGCAGGCACAGUCUUUCAAACCUAUUUCAUAGCUGCUGCUAUUUACUGCAAAAGACUUGGUCAGUUUGGUAAUAGACUUCAAACAUGUCGAGGCUUUGGUUCUCUAGCUCACUAAAUGUUGUCUUUGCUCUGAUCGGACCUUUGAAGAUAUCCUAAGGAGAAGCAGUUGAGAUAAUUAAGAAACUGAAAAUCCCCUAAACCGGUAGUGAGUUUGAAACUGUAACAAGCUCUAGGCUAAGUGGAGCUUGAAAGAGAAUAACCAGCUGUGAUGGCAUGUAAGACAACUCCAAAACAGGCCAUCCUGUGCCUAAGAGAAAAAUGUAAGGAGAAAAAGAAAAAGAGAGGAAGGGUUAGAAAAUAUAUCUUUAUGUUCUAGAGUUUAAAUACUGUUAAAAUUGUAGAGUAAACUGGUCAUUGGUACUAAAAAAUUAAACAUCUUUGUUGGAAAACUCUGUUUUUCCAAUUCAUUUUGUUUGUUCUCUAUUUGCUCCUAGAAGUCUAUGAAACUUGAAAUGUGUUGGAUUUCAGAUUUAGGACUACCUGUAUUUGUAUAUGCAUACAUAGAAAGAUAUCUUGGAGAUGGAACCUAAGUCUAAACAAAAUUUACAUUCCAUAUUAUACCUUAUGCACUUUGCUCAAAAAUAAUUUUAUACAAUAUUUGAAUAACUUUGUGCAUGAAGCAAAAUAUGUGUUUGUACCAUCAGAAAGCUACUCACUUGAACAAUUUCUAAUUCUGGAGUAUUUCAGAUUUUGGAAAUCUGAAUAAGGGAUACACAACCUGUACUCUGUUUUUAUUUGGCAAGACAUCUCUUGGAGUCUAUGUUCAGUUCUGGUUACCUCAGCUGAAGAAAGGUAUUAACAAAUUGCAGAGAAGAAAAAUAACUAAGAUUAUGAAGGGUCUGGGAAAUAAUCCCUAGAAUAAGUGGUUGAGGGUGCUUGGUAUGUUUUGUCUAUAGAAAAAAAAGGCUAAAAAGGUGAUAUAAUUGCCAUCUUUAAAGAUCUGGAGAGAUGCCACAUGGAAGAUGAAGCCAAUUUAUUUUCUGUUAUUCCAAUGGUUAAGAACCAACCUAAUUCAUUUGAAUUACCAUAAAGGAGAUUCCUAUGAAGAGCUUGAUGGUGAUAACUGUUUAACAGUUAUAGAGAGUAUUGCAGAAGGCUGGAGACUUUUUAAUGGAAAUUGGAUACCCAUCUCUUCAGAAUGAUGUUGCUGUAGAUUCCUUCAAUAGUAGGAGGUUGGACAAAAAAAAAUGAAUAGUUUAGUAACAGUCUUCAAGCAUGCUGAGGCUUUGGUUUUCUAGCUCACUAGAUGUUGCCUUUACUCCGAUUGGGCCAUUAAGAUCUCCUUGUUUUCUGCUGCCUUGGAAACUAGGAAGUGGAACAGUGACUUCAAACUACAGAAAAGGAGAUUCCACCUGAACAUUAUGAAGAACUUUCUAACUGUGAGAGCUGUUCAGCAGUGGAACUAUUUGCCCCAGAAUGUGAUAGAGGCUCCUUCUUUGGAAGCUUUUAAACAGAGGCUGCAUGGUCAUCUAUCGGGGGUGUUUGAAUGCGAUUUUCCUGCUUCUUGGCAGGGGGUUGGACUGGAUGGCCCAUGAGGUCUCUUCCAACUCUAUGAUUCCAUGAUUUUAUGAUUCUAUGAUCCUGAGAGGAAACAGUUGAGUUAAUUAAGAUAUUGAAAAUCCACUAAGGUAGUAGUAAGUUAGCUUUCCAAUACUGCAAUUUUGCCUUCCAUUAAACUAUUCUGAAUAGAAAAGAAGUAGCCUUUUCAGUACAAUAAUUAGGUGGAACAUUGCUACCGUGUUUCCCCGAAAAUAAGACAGUGUCUUAUAUUAAUUUUUGCUCCCAAAGAUGAGUUAGGUCUUAUUUUCAGGGGAUGUCUUAGUUUUCCAUGAAGAAGAAUUCACAUUUAUUGUUGAACAAAAAAAUGAACAUUUAUUAUAUACUGUACAGUGGUUGUCAUCACAAGCUAGCAUAACCAGACAAACUGUGAAUCCUAUCAAGAAUUUCUUGUUACUACCAUUAUUUCCAUGUGCAACACUCUAUGGUACGUACAUUUAUCGAUCCUGCAUGCUUUGGUGUUCUGUUCGUUGGGCAUGCUUCCAAACAAAAACUUUGCUAGGUCUUACUUUAGGGGGAGGCCUUAUAUUUAGCAAUUCAGCAAAACCUCUACUAGGUCUUAUUUUCUGGGGAUGUCUUAUUUUAGGGGAAACAGGGUAUCACUAUUAGAAAUAACAACUGUCUCAAAGGGCAGAUGCUGUGAAGAGGCAACUGUGUAACACAGACUUCUUAGUUGUUCUUCCUGGAGCACUGGCCUUUCCUCUGUCCAGUAUAGAGGAAAAUACUUGGGCUGGAAGUAUGCAAUAGAAUGGCAUAGGUGGACCUAGAGUUUCCUGGAAACAUUUUUUGUGGGCUUCUCUAGGUCCUUCAGUGCUAUUCUGUGAUCUGCUUGUGCUGGAAUCAUAACAUAGAAUAGCACUAGGGGACCUAGAAAGGUUGGCUAACACCUUUGGGAGGGAAUAUUUUUGAAAUAUGGAUAAAUGAAACCAUGGAUAUUGAUAAAGGGGUCAUACUGUACCAUCAACUUCUGUACAGUGUUCCCUCACUUAUCACUGGGGUUAGGUUCCAGGACCACCCGCAAUAAGUGAAAAUCCGCAAAGUAGGAACACUAUAUUUAUUUUAAUAUUUAUACAUUAUUUUAGUAGUUGUACACUAUUUUAAGUCUUUAUCAACCAAUCGUGUGUUGAUUGCCGCUUGGGCUCCUUUUCUCUCCCUUCGGCUUCUCCUUUCUCCCUUUCAUAGGCUGUAAAUUGUAAUUUUUUAUGAUUUAUAAUAGUCUUUUAGAGUUUAUUGAAAAACCGUGAAACAGUGAAUUCACGAAAAGUGAACCGCAAAGUAGUGAGGGAACACUGUACAUAAAAAGGAACAUCUUGUCAGGCAGCAAAAUAUUUUGCCUUCUUUCAGCUGUGAUGCAUAAAUCAACUUUCUUUAUGUUGGUAUGACCAAAAAGUGACCUACCAUUAUAAAUUGAAAUAGGAACAGAAAUAAAAGUUAAAAUUGAAGUAAGUGUUAGUCCAUAGCACAGUCACAGAGGAGCCUGGGGAAAUAUAAAAUAGUAUAAGAACAAGAAAAUAAAGGUUCCUUCCAUUAAUAAAAAUACAUGAUGAAAUAUGCUUGUAGAUGCAAGUGUGCUGCUCCACUGAUUUCACUUGGAUUUUAUGAAUAGACAUGAGAGCACUCAAGCAUAUGGAGACAGCACCGUCAGCAAUGGUUAAUCUUGAUCAUUUUUUCAAAGAAGAAAUUAACACUCUCCAUGGAACAACUACUACUCGCACACAUUCAGUCUGUAAAGGGGCAGCUUUCAUGAACCAUAGCCAUAGGUACUUAACCAUGAAUAACUUGUGCUUGCAUAAUGACAUUUUUAGAUUUGAAUACUUUUUAAAUAAUUUUAUGGAUUUUAACUGUUAAUUUUUAUUUAAUACUAUUGAUGUUUAAUUCUAUUUUAAUAGUUGCAUAUUUUUGGAUUUUAAAUUGUAUUGAAAUGCUUUUAAUGUAUGCUGCUUUGAGUCUCCUUUGUGGAGAGAAAAAAUGGGGUAUAAAUAACCAUAGUCAUAUUCAUAGAUGUACCCUAAUUAGAAGGUGAAUAGAAAGUUAGCAUUGGGUUUCAGGCUCAAGGACUAAACAAGAGUUAAUUAUCAUUAUAAUUAGUAUUAAAAAGUAAAAAAUAACUUUUCAGCUUCUAAGGACUGCAGUAAUUUGAGGCAUGAACUGGCCUUUGAACCAUGUGAUGUUCCUCUUCUGUCAUUUACUGAACCUACACUUCCAAUAACUAUAAUGCAUACCCUACAAACACGGCAAAAGUCAUUAUGGGGAGAAGGUACUUUUUUGAUGGUCUUUAUGAUUAGAGAUCAGGAGGCUCUAUGUGUGGCACAAAAUGCCAGGAUAUGGCAUGUGAUGGGUGUACAUUUUUUGCACGCCUUUUGAUGAAGGGUGGGGUUAUAUAAUGGUUUCUAAUAAGUUAAGUAUAUUUAACCAAGUUGCAGUACAAAAAGUGUGGAAAAGGCAAAAGGAAGAAUAUACCAUAUACAGAUAAGUUUCUCAGAAAUUAUGUAAACCUGACAAUCAAAACAACUAAUGACCAAUGAGCUCAGCCAAGGUCCUUCUGAUUCUAUAUUUACUUCUCUGGAGAGGUAUGACUACCCCAAUUAAGUGCAUAGAGUAGUUUAAUAGCCAACCAGGGGUGGGAACGGUUCUUAUGAAAUCCCAAGAAGCCUUUAUUAGCAUGACCAAUGACAUGAAAGAAUGGGUUGCAAACUACUAACCCACCCUUCCAUGUCCCUUUCCCCAAUAAAUGAGGGCAGUCCUAGGGGCAAAAAGUGGCAUUCACUAAACAAUCAAUAGAUUUACUUGAUAACAAUAGUUAUGAUUAUUAUUUAAAAGACUUCAUUAGUCUUACUGCUUCAUCACAAUAGAGCAUGAAUCCACUUUAAAUUCGGUUUCUGCCUCCUGCAGAAUUCUGGGGUUUGUAGUAUGGUGAGGCCCAGGACCCGUCUGGCUGAACUAUUUAAAGCCUCCUCCCUAAAGUGAAUUUAAAAUGGAGCCAAGCUCUAGUGUGAUGAGGUCCUUUAUGUUAUCUGUCACGGGAAAACUGAAGAUGGCAGUAAGAAGUGAUGAUGGAUAAAAAAACAGUUUGGUUCCAAAUUAUUUCUGGUUGUGUUUUGUAGUUCACUGAAGGAGAGAGGAUUACAGUAUUGGGAUUUUCAACUACAGAAAAAAUUAUAUCAUCAUAAAACCUUAAUUAUACAGUGAAGCAAGAUCAGCAUCCACUUUCUGGAAUUUCCUUAAUUGACAAGUUUUCACAAAACAAAAGCUAGAUGUAUUAAGAGACUGAAAAUAUUUGUUAUCAAGGUUAUACAAGAAAUUCAUAGGUCUUUUCAACUCAGUACCUACAAAUAGGAAGGCCUGAAAUACUUCUGCUAUGACUACUAAAAAUAUUACAUAGCAUUUGGAGUAGUAAGUUGAGGCAGAUCAAGACUAAGGUAGAGGGAGUCUCUACAUUAGGGAAUUUAAGUCCAAACCAAGAGAGGUAUUGGGAGAAGGUUGUAGGCCAUCAGGGUUCUUUUCCCCCAAUGAAAAACAGUAUGAAGAAUUGGCAUUAACUAGGUUUGUGCAUUUUGGCUGAACCUCUAUGCAUUUUUUCCUGGCCGCAUACUGAUAGACCCCCAUAUCCAUUUUUGUGUGCCUCCUGAAAACAGACACACAGCUGGAUGGUGUUUUCAGGCUGCAGCUGAAAAAUACAGCUUAAUCCAGCCCAUUGGCUCCCUGGGCUCCCCUUCUCAUCAUUUUAUGCAAUUGCAUUGUUUGUACUUAUAUCCUUCAUUAAGAUCUGGAUUAAAAAGCAUCAGAGUGAAGAUACUACUUUUUCUGCAAUCCUUUACAUUUGGUCUGUAGAGGAGACCUGGGUUUUAUGCUUCGUUAAACUUUUUCUACUCUACAGGAGACAGUCGGCAGCGUGGGUGCUCUCCCCCUGCACACAGCUUUCUAUUAAGGCAUUUUAAGGAGCCUUCCCACCUACCAUUGGGAAGGCAGAGUAAUGACCUGGAGCUAUCCUCUGGGCUUCCUUUAAAAAGCCCUCUCUUUUCUGUUGAUUUGCACUGCAGGCCCUGCCUGCCCCCCCCCCCCCCACACACACACACAAACACACCUCUCUGCUUCGGAUUUAAUGCUUUCUUAAAGCUGUUUCUAUUUUCUACUCUAGAGGAGAAGUAGCUAAAUACACUGGUGCCAGGAUGCAACUGUGAUGCUCAACAGGGAGGGGGAGCGCUCAUCUGUAACAGCUGGGCCCUUACUGGUCCCUUCAGUAGAGGCAAAGCCGGUUUGGCCGAAGUAAAACAGCUAAAACAGAUCUGUGCACAAAUCUAGUAUUACCAAUACAAAUGUAUUAACAAAUGCACUUGGGCUGCUAAGUUGUAUCAUCUUUUAUCAUCUUUUAUUAUACUGUUAAUUCAUUCAUUUAUUAUUUCAUUUAUAUCCCAUGAUUAUGUCAAAAAUGCUACUGAAAGUUUUUAUUUUUUCUGAUGAUGUACAAGUUGUCAUAGUUGUGUUCUCUUUCUUCAUCAUGCUAGUAACAUUGGGGUGCAGGGGUAGUGUUCCGUCCCCCAGGACGAUGGUUUGCCUUACCUAUUGGUCGUUUGUUUGUUUUCCCUCCUUUACAUUUUGUCUGAGCCUCUGGCUGCAAAAGCCUAGGAAAAGUGGCUUGGAAUCUGCAAGAGCUGGCUGCAGUUUUCUUUGCAGUGAUUGGUCAAAGAAUGCAACAUCUUAGGACCGCCCUUUUUACCAGGGUCUAGUCUCCAUUUUGGAGCUUCAUUCUGGCUAUAGUCUUCCAACGUGCUGGAGCUGUGCAAGGCUAACUGGGACAAAUCAUCCUCAAAACCAGGCCAAUCUAAGCCUAUCCAAAUUAGAUAAGUAUUGAAUUAUAUUGAUCUGGAAUAGGAAAUCUAGUUAGAGGAGCAGGGUUAUUCUGUCGCUUCUAGAACUAAUCUUUGCUGUAAAGAUAGGGAAGGAAAGAGUUUCUCCUUCUAAUAUAGGCAGCGUGAUUAGGGUAUAGUGGUUUUAUAAUCACCUUUGCUUUCUGGAACCAGGGAUAAUUCUGUACCUAAAACCUAUAGAAAUUUGUUUCAUUUUCUGCAACUUUAAGAUCUGUGCCAGGUUUUACAACCUUGUAUGAAUAAACAUCCUUUUUGAAGUUAUCCAGACUCAGUCGUUCAAUAUCUAUAGGACAGCUUAUAGGGAUUUGCAGUUCGCCCGGAUAAAGGACAGCACGUUUCAGUUUUAUAGUUUUUUAUUGUCCGGCGGACGGCACAGUUUUGAGGUAGAUCAGCGGUUUUUCCGCUUGAGCUAGCUUGCACGGCUUAUAGUUUUUUAUAGUUUAGGAAGUUUAGUAUAGGCCGCGGCUUUUCCGCCUGAGCUCAGUCUGCAUACCUAAAGACUCUACCAGCGUCUGAGGCAGUGGAGCCCGCUCUCAGACCUGAAGGAGUCAAAUAGUGGGGCUCUAUUUCCUUGCUAUUUGGCUCGCGUGUGCGCACGUGGCCCAGUGGCUUUCUGGGUUUGCACAGGCUGUGCAGUUCCCAGCAACGUCCAGGGCUCCCUCGGCGGUAGACCUCGAGCCGCGGAGCACCAGCGACAGUUCUUUGGCUGGCUCUGAGGCGUGAAGCCCACCAGAACCAGGCUAGAACCUGGACAGGCCUGGCAACGCUGCUGUGAGUUCGGCCGGAGCACUUGGCCGGCUUCGACCUGCCUCAUGGUCCGGCGGUGGUGACCUGCCUCAUCGUCCUGCGGUGGUGACCUGCUUCAUCGUCCUGCGGUGGUGACCUGUUUCAUCGUCCUGCGGUGGUGACCUCCCUUCACAGCGGGGAGGAGGCGUCUCUUCUCUCCUCCUUUCCAAAGCCAGCUUUGGUGCUCCUUCGGCGGCAGGCCUCGAGCCGCAGAGCACGAGGUGCUUGAAAAUUUGGCGAAGUCGCCAUUUUGGCAGUUUACGUCACUCGGGCAAGGGAGGUAUCAAGUGGCAAGUUGCUGUCAGUUGGCAUUUUGCAGCUUGCCCACUAAAAUCUGGCGCCAAAGGUCACUAUCUUUGUAAAGUAUAGUUACUUAGUGAUAUAUAUUGCUAUGGUUAAGUGUUGUGCAUUGUAUUAUAUAUUGCAUUUGCUUUUAUUGUAAAUUUACUUGCUGGUAUGUUGUAUUUGCUUUUGUUGUAAAUUUACUUGCUAUUAAGAAUACAUAAUGUCUAUGCAAUUUCAAGAUGAUACAGAUGGUAUACCUCCUUCUGAGGCUGAAAGUAGGAAUGAAAGGCCCCAAAGGAUAAAGCACCCUUCAGCCAAGAUGCUAGCCCAUCUAAUAGAUGAAAAGGAGCUCCUCCAUGUGAGGUUAGGUUCGGCAUGGGAGCGAAUUGUAACAUUGAUGGACAGAAUUGAGAGCUUGGGUAUUACAAGGGUGCCAUCCAUAUUACAGACCGACCUUGAAGAGACCUUCGGUAUUUGGAGGGGUUUGGUGUCUAAGAUAGUCCAGGUCCUCGAGCGCAUUAACGCCAAGGAUUCAGAGUUAGAAAUAGUGAGUGUCUUAGCUGACACUAAUGAGAAAGAAAAUAAGGUGAGGGCAAUUCUAGAUGCCUUGGAAUUUAGUUCUCCAUCUGUUAAUCUAAGGUCUGAGCCAAAAGGAAAUCAGUCUUCCUUAUGCAGACAUGAGACCAAUCUUUUAAAAUCACCUGCUGUGGCACUUAGUCUUAAGUCCAACCGCUCUAGCCAGGUAUCUAAACUAAGGGAGUGUGCAUCAUCUAAACAUAGCCACUCUAGCAAGUCUUCUGCUGCUGGGAGUGCCAUCUCUUCCCUAGCUGCCUUGCACAUUAAGGAGGCUGCACGUCUGGAGCUAAAGAGCAAGGUAGCGGGGGCGGAGGCUGAUGCUAAGGCAGCUGAUCUCACCCUUCCCUUUAAAGAAGAAGAGCAACGACUGCAAAGCAAAAUGCAAAUAGAACAGGCCCAAAGGCAAUGUGAAAUAGAAAUGCUUAGAAUAAAGAUGGAUGCCGCAGCCAAAAGGGUAAGGGCUGAGACUUUGGCCAAGGCCCUAAUUGAGCCACUCACAGAAGAAAAUGUAAGUCAGUUGCCGAAGCAGGACCCUUCUUCCAAGGUGCUUGUGCAUCUUAAUAGCUUAAACAGCCAGUUUUCGGAUGAGGAACAGGAAGACUUCUCUCCUUACCCAGAGCAGGGCCCCAAAGUCACUUUUGAGUUUCCUGCAGAGCAGAGCGUCAUAGCGGGGAGCUCACCCUUGCCCGAGCUACCUGUGCCUCCUGCUAAAUCCCUAGGUCAGUCAAUCAGGGCCUCAAGGCCAAGUGCUAGUUGGCCCUUACAGACAGCUGCACAGGGAGCCACCGAUUCGUCAGUGGUCGAUGUCAUCCCUCCAAGAGGCCAAAGGUUGACGCAAGGUGCACGGUGGGAGUCCACUCCACAACAGCAAACUCCUCAAUUGUUCCCUUCGACGCCAGAGUCCCAGCUUGUCUCCAUCAUCAGAAGCCCCAGAAGAGAUCUUAAGGACAAGGGUGUCGAAAAGUUUUCGGACAAGCCUGAGGAAUUUCUUCUCUGGAAGGCCACCUUCCAGAGAGCAAUCAGAGACUUAAAGUUAUUGCCUGAGGAAGAACUGACUCUUCUGGCUGCAUGGUUGGGCCCAGCCUCAUCCUCACAAGUUAAGAAGAUCUACGCAGCCCACAUAGCCGAUCCCGACAAAGCCCUGGAAAAGGCCUGGGCCAGGUUGCAGCAGAGGUAUGGGGCCAGCACAGAGAUUGAAGCAUCUCUUAUGGACAAGCUCCAAAGGUUCCCAGCUUUGAAACUCAAAGACUUCAAACUCUUGUGGGACCUCAGCGAUCUCCUUACGGAAUUAGAGUCGGCCAAGGAGAAUCCAGAACUGCCCGGUUUGAAGUGCCUCGAUCAGCACCUGUCCCAGAGGCAGAUCUUGACCAAGCUGCCCUUCACUUUGCAAGAACGCUGGGGACAGGAGGUCUUCAACUACAAGGAGGCCCACUCCCAGGCAUACCCUCCAUUUUCUCAUUUGGUCCAGUUCAUCACCAGGGCAGCCAGAGAAAGGAAUGAUCCGCAGACGGGCCUCCCCACCUUAUACCAAGGGACCCAUCCAGGGAAGGCAUCUGAAGUGGACAAGAAACCACCUAGAGAGGCCAAUAGACCUGUCAGCGUAAAGGCAGUCGAAACUCAACACAAGACUGAUGAACCCAGGUCGGAGGUAAAAGAGUUGCUUUGCCCUAUCCACCAAAAGCCUCACAGCUUGGCCAACUGCAGGGAGUUUAGUAGAAAGUCAUACAAAGAAAGGCAACAGCUAGUUCAAAAGCAGGGAAUCUGCUUUAGAUGCUGUGGAGCAACUCCACACUUUGCGUCCAACUGCAAAGAAAACGUCAAGUGUGAGAAAUGCAACAGCCUCAAGCAUUGCACCGCAAUGCACAACUCCAGUGUCAUCUCCCACCCCAAAGGGAACGUUUCACCAAAAGAAAAGUCAGCAGUCGAAGACACCGACAAGCCAGUCGUACCAGAGAUGCAGGUGGAGGUUUCAGCAGUCGCCUGUACAGAGCUGUGUUCUGACUCGCACCAGUACAGAGUUUGUCAUCCUAUCUGCCUAGCGGAUGUAUAUCCAGCCAAGAGCCCUUGGCUUAAAAAGAGACUUUACGUGGCUUUGGAUUCACAAAGCGACGCCUCCCUGGCGACUCCAGAGUUUUUCCAACUGUUUGACAUAAAAACCCAGACGGUCGACUACACCAUGUCCACCUGUGUAGGGAAGAAGAAGUUGCAGGGUCGCAUAGCAUCCGGCUUUGUUGUCUCCUCUUGUGACCAGAAGAGACUGUUCGAGUUACCAGACCUCAUUGAGUGUUCCUCUAUUCCCCGGAACAAAAGGCAGAUUGUAACUAGAGAAGUUGUGGAGGCUCAUCCACACUUGCGAAGGCUGAAGAACGCCUUACCUGCUUUCCGUCCAGAUGUGGACAUUGCCCUUCUGCUUGGUGCGGACUGUCCGAACUUGUUCUAUGUGAACGACCAAGUUAAGGGACCUCCAGGGGCGCCCAUUGCUCAGCUGCUACCACUAGGCUGGACAGUUACAGGCCCAGUGUGCAUAAAUAGGAUGCACCCUCCAUCGUCGGUGGGCACUCGUCAAGCGCACGUGCUUCAAGGCAGUCGCCCCACACUAAUGCAUAGCUGUUUGAGUCAUAUCUCGGUCUAUUGUCAGGGGAUAACACCAGAGUAUUCUUCCAUCUUUGAAGUCUCCGAAAGGGAUGAAACUACAGCGCUUUCCAAAGAUGAACAGAGGUUUUUAGAGAUCAUGAACUCUCAAGUUUCCCGGAGUCCCGAGGGAAAUUGGAUAGCCCCUCUGCCUUUUAAAGCAGAAAAACCCACUUUGCCAAACAACAGGCAUGUGGCAGAAAAUAGACUCUGGUCACUGAAGAAGAAGAUGCAGAAAGACCCCAAGGUGUAUGUGGCUAAUAGAAUCAACAACAUUCUAUCCAGUUCUACGCCUAGCCAGUGGCACCAUGUCGCCACCAGCGACAACCCAGCUGACAUCGCUUCCAGAGGAGCUUCAACUCAACGAGUGUUAAGUUCAAGUUGGCUGACAGGCCCCAGAUGCUUGACCGAAGUCAAUUUUCCAUCAGCCUUUUCUCCCACCGAUAAUACAGAAUUGCUCGAGUCCGUUCCAGAGGUGAAAGUUUGCAAGAUGACCACAGAAAUCAAGAUGGGCCAAAGAUCUUGCCUGGAACCACACCGUUUUGAAUGUUUUUCGGAGUGGCACAGUCUUCUUAGAGCAGUUGCUAGGCUUAUACAUCGUUUAGCUUGCAAAGAUAGUGAGCCUUUACAGGUCCAGGAUAUGAUAAAGGCUAAGAGCGUCAUAUUCAAGUCAGUACAGAGAUCUGCUUUCAAGCAGGAAAUAGCUAGGCUAGAGCAAGGGCUCAACAUCCCUAAUCAAAGUCUUCUAAAUGAGUUAAACCCAUUUCUAGACAAGGAGGGUAUUUUGAGAGUUGGAGGAAGGUUAGCCAAAGCUAAACUCAAGGCGUGCAUAAAAAACCCCAUCAUCAUACCCCCUAAUAGUCACACUGCAUUGCUGCUCGUUCGGCAUCACCAUGAAAGGAUCCAUCAUCAGGGUAGAACUCUAACUGAGGCAGCCCUUAGAAAUGAAGGUCUGUGGGUAGUUAAUGCCAAAAGGUUGGUCAACAGUUGUAUUCUCAAAUGUGUUAAAUGCAGGCGCCUUAGGCGAAACUGUCAAAGUCAGUUGAUGGCAGAACUACCUCAGGAUAGGACUUUGACAGACCCACCCUUUUCCCAUGUGGGAAUCGAUGUGUUUGGUCCUUGGGAGGUUGUCACUAGGAAAACCAGGGGUGGUGUUGUAAAUAACAAGAGGUGGGCAGUUUUGUUUACUUGUUUAGUAAUACGAGCUGUCCAUAUAGAAGUCAUAGAAGGGAUGGACACUUCAUCAUUUUUAAACGCAUUAAAAAGGUUCAUAGCCCUCAGAGGGCCAAUUAAGUCAAUUCGGUCGGACUGUGGCACCAAUUUUGUAGGUGCGACCAAAGAACUCAAUUGUGUGUCUAGGUUUGGAAGAGACCCAAAGGUUCAGAACUUUACGAAUACUGAACAAAUUAUGUGGACUUUCAAUGUUCCUCACGCCUCCCAUAUGGGUGGUGUUUGGGAGAGGAUGAUUGGUAUUAGUCGCAAAAUCCUUAAUGCCAUGUUUUUGAGUCAUAGGUCAUUGACGCAUGAUGUUUUGGUGACACUUAUGGCGGAAGUUACCGCAAUUAUCAACAACCGGCCGCUGGUUCCCCUUACCAGUGACCCUGAGAACUUACAACCACUGACUCCUGCACUUAUUUUGACACAAAAGGUGCCAGGAUGGAAGGACGUCAUGUUGCCAGUUCCGGACGGAACUCACCGUGCCCUGUGGAAACAGGUGCAGUCCUUGGCCAACCACUUUUGGAAAAGGUGGAAAGCUGAGUACUUAAGCCAGCUUCAAGCUAGAAGAAUCUGGCAAAGCCCACAGGACAACAUUGAGGUUAACAACGUUGUGUUGUUAAAGGACAAAGACUUGCCCCGCCAUGCGUGGCCCAUGGGCAUUGUAUUAAAGACCUUUCCUUGCCCGGACGGUAAGGUCAGGAAAGUUCAAUUAAAGACUUGCAACAGAGACAAAGUGUCCAUUUUGGACAGACCAAUUAGUGACCUCGUGUUGCUUAUUGGAGAUGUUUAAAGUUCUAGUGUUUGUAUUGUUGUGUAUACAAAGGUGUUUGUAUGUUUUUGAUUGGUAAAUUCCCACAUCCUGGGAAUUUAGCGGGGAGUGUUCCGUCCCCCAGGACGAUGGUUUGCCUUACCUAUUGGUCGUUUGUUUGUUUUCCCUCCUUUACAUUUUGUCUGAGCCUCUGGCUGCAAAAGCCUAGGAAAAGUGGCUUGGAAUCUGCAAGAGCUGGCUGCAGUUUUCUUUGCAGUGAUUGGUCAAAGAAUGCAACAUCUUAGGACCGCCCUUUUUACCAGGGUCUAGUCUCCAUUUUGGAGCUUCAUUCUGGCUAUAGUCUUCCAACGUGCUGGAGCUGUGCAAGGCUAACUGGGACAAAUCAUCCUCAAAACCAGGCCAAUCUAAGCCUAUCCAAAUUAGAUAAGUAUUGAAUUAUAUUGAUCUGGAAUAGGAAAUCUAGUUAGAGGAGCAGGGUUAUUCUGUCGCUUCUAGAACUAAUCUUUGCUGUAAAGAUAGGGAAGGAAAGAGUUUCUCCUUCUAAUAUAGGCAGCGUGAUUAGGGUAUAGUGGUUUUCAUAAUCACCUUUGCUUUCUGGAACCAGGGAUAAUUCUGUACCUAAAACCUAUAGAAAUUUGUUUCAUUUUCUGCAACUUUAAGAUCUGUGCCAGGUUUUACAACCUUGUAUGAAUAAACAUCCUUUUUGAAGUUAUCCAGACUCAGUCGUUCAAUAUCUAUAGGACAGCUUAUAGGGAUUUGCAGUUCGCCCGGAUAAAGGACAGCACGUUUCAGUUUUAUAGUUUUUUAUUGUCCGGCGGACGGCACAGGUAGGGGAUAAUGUGAUUCUGUAUUUCAGCUGAACAGUCAGUGAACAGCACUUGCAUAUGUACUGGUAUUUCCUUUUAAAUAUGAUGAUAUGCAGAGAAAGAUCCACUUUCUUCAGUUUUCAGUGUCCAAGGAGCUGAAUAUGUGCUGGUAAAGUUUUAAGCUUUCCCUCUGUGCUUGUUCUUCAUGUGAAUGUGACAUAUCAGAAUAAGUCUUUGUCAGCUCCAACUUCUGUUAGACCUUGCUUUUUCAAGGCUAAGAACUAAUGUGAACAGACAUAAAUCGAAUUCAAUGUAAUUUUAAAGGCAGCACAGUUGCUUUCCCUUCACUCCACAAGGCUUUCUCUGCUCUGCACCUCAUUUCUCUAUCAUAUUACGGAGUAAGUGAGGACAAGCAGAUACAAGUAGUUCGGUCUUCCUUUAUAUUUAUAUUCUGCAUGGAGGAUGAUAAUCCUAUAUUUGGUUUAUAAGUUUUAAACUUAUUUUGAUGUAACGUUAGAAUAUAAAACAAUAUUUAAUUUCCUAAACUCCUUUUCAUAUUGGUGAAAAGAGUCUGACAUGCUUUAAUAUUGGUUUUACUCUGACUCUUCUAGCUUUUAUUGAUUUUUCUAAGACAGGAUCCACACCUACAAAAAUAUUGGUACCUACCUUGAUCCUGGUGUUAUUGGAACACAUUAUGUUUCUCUGUUUUCUUUUAGGCUUAAUGUGGCUUUUAAUUUUUUUACAGUUUAAGGAAAGAAAUUGCUUUAUUUACACAUGUGCCCUAUGCCCCAAAUUGGGAUUGGAGUAAAAUUAGGGGAUUUGGUGAUUUAGGGUAGAACAUGUUGGUGGGUGGUUAGGUAGAGGUCCAGCAAACCUGGCUUCACUAACAUUUUAAAAUGUUAAUUUUCAAAUUUGUGAAACUCUGAUCACUAGAAAAUGUGUGCUAGUAUUUUUUUGAAUAUUAUUUAAUUACAUUUUAUUACAUGAGUUUCUCAUUGGGACACAUGUUGUAAGGGGAUCAGGUGUGAGGGGGUAGGGAAGAUAGAUCAUUGGAUAUUGGGCUGGAGGACUGUAAGUAGAUCAGCUGGGGGGAAGGACGACUAUUUGUGCAUGCAGAUUUCUUUGUACAUGCAGAUUCUAGUUAAAAGCUACCCAAUGUGGGAGGUUUCAGACUUUUAUAAUGUUAGUGAGGAGUCUUUUAGGGUGAAUUGGUUAGGGUGGAGGUUCAGAUUUGGACAAGUAGGCUAUGUGUGAAGGAGCAGAAAGGAUGAAAGGGAUCCAUCCUAUUUUGAAAUGAAAUGAAAUAAAGUUGCAAUUACACCAGCAAGAAGAAAGGAGGGAUAAAGAGAAAGAUGGCACAGUUUAGGCUACAAUAUUGAAAUUUCCCAUAUUCAAUCACAUAUUGAGGGGGGUGAGAGGGAUUGAACAGGGGAGUCAUCCAAAGAGAAUGGAAGGUUAAUGGUGAGAUUGACAGGCAACCAAGAAAAGCUAUUUGUUAGUAGGUGUAUGCAUGCCAGAAAGACAAAAAUGCAGUUACUGUGAUCAUGUGAAUUAAAUAAUCAAAAUGUUUAAAAUGUGGACAUGCCAGCAAUGUCCUUUUGUACUGAACUGACUUCAGGAAGGGAGCUAUUUAGGUUUUAAGACCUAUUUGAAUUUGGAUUUAAAUGUGUGAGCUUGACAUAAGUGGGGACCAACUAGAGCAGAUAGUGCUCACUGGAGCUGGGGUAUAUAGGAAUUCAGCCUUGGAAAUUUAAUAUAUUUGACAUGGUUUCUUAAUACCAUGCUUUCCAUCCCUGCAUUUCAUACCUCUCACCAAUCUGCCAAAGCUAUAUAUUAAUGGCUGAGAGGGUGAAAGGAAAUAUGAAAGUCAGACAUCUGGAUGGUGGCAUCUUUGGGAAAAAUUAGCAAUAAGCUCCUGCAAUUGCAUGUUUGGAAAUAUUUAGCCAAAAGCCCUAAACCAUGGUCCUUUAUUACUCAUGAGUUUAAGACUUGCAGAGCAAUUCAUGAGCUGAAAAUGUUUGAUGCCUUGUAAAAAAUUCUUAUAGCUGAGAUAACCAUCUGUUCCAAUGUCCUUUCCCCCUUCUCCUAUAUAAACACCAUAAAGCUAUUGAAAUUUGCAAAUAGGACAAUUACAUUAAUAGUCGUUUUGGUGCUUUGUAGGAUGUAACUUUUAUUUUAGGACUCAGGAUUGCAUCUGCAUUCAGAAAUAAAAAGGUAGUACCAAGAGAUUUUGUCAGAUAGCUUCAUUAUACUAACAAUUAUAUUCAGUAGUAAUAGUAGUAUGAAUCUCACUAAUGCAACUCAAGAAGGGUAAGCUUUGUCUAGCCCUGAGCCUGAAUGCAGAGGACUGUGUUGCUACUCUCUGGCCAAGUUUUUAAGGAGGUACCAUUCUGGAUUUUUGCUUCCCCAGUUGCAUGGGGUUUAAAAAUAUAAUCCUGUCAGCAUCCACAGAGUCUUCCUUUUCCAUUCAAACUCCUGGGGGGGGGGGGGGGUUGAGGGAAGCCUUUUUAUCUUUGUUUUAAUCUUAGGUCAUCUUAAAAGUGUCCUCAAGUGUUCACCAAUAACUCACUGUCUACAUAACCAUUUGAAUUGCCUUCCCCAUUGUGACUUGGCUUGUGGUACUGAUAUGUCUAACACCCAGUUAUUCUGUGGCAGACAGUACAGGGCUGGCAAAGAAACAAUCAGUCCAGUAAAUCAAUUUCUGGUUAUUGCUGACAUAACCACUACUACCUGCUUUUAGUCCUACAUGAUGACAAAAUAGCAAAUAUUUGUUUGUUGAGCUGGUUUAAAUUUUUGGCUUUGCAGAUGCAUGCAGCUUUCUAUACCUGCCUCUCUGGUGUAUGAACAAAAAGUGUGUUUCCCACCCCACUAUCUUAUCAAAGAACAUUGUGGAGAAAAGCAGGUUUCUUAAACUGUAAGGAAUCAUUUGAGUGACAUUUGAGGAAUAAAAAGGAAUCUGUGGCCAUAAAUGACCCAAAUAUGUUAUUAUCUAAGCAUGCAUUCCCAUUGCUAAUGUGUUGUGAAACAUAACUUCAUAAGAAACAGUUAUUUCAAACCACAAUAAAAAUAUUCUGUUUUGAAGCUUUUACUAAUCUUCCAUAAUUCUAUCCUAAAACAGUUGCCCAAAUGAAAUAGUGGCAGUUAUCUAUGGAGUAGUUAGCAUUCUUCCUGAAAAAUGAUCAGUUCUUUAGCUGCAAAAAGCAGCAUUUGAGGUGGGGGCGGUAGUGAAGAAUUGGAAACAGAGAUAACAUGGAGAGAAGCUUAUAUUUUGCCCCUCCUUUCUGCUUCCAAACAUGCUCCCAAGUUGUUUUUCUCCUUGCAGGGUUUCAAUAUAGAGAGAAAAAAUAGCUACAGAACUGCAUCAGUUGUCACAAAGAAAUGUACUCCCAAAGGACUUUCAGGUCCCACUUACACCUAUUAAAGUUAGGAAACACAGAGUUUGGUUGUUGUGAGUAUGUGUGCUUGUUUGCGUGUUUAUGUAAGCAUAUAGUUCUACCUGAACUUUUUAUGUUUCAAUUGAGUUUUCAAACAUUUUAGCAUACAUUUAUCUCUUUUGAAGGUGGCAAAACCUUCAUCUGGACAAAAUUGCACUUCAAUUCUGAGAUUUAAAAAGUUCAGUUUGUAGGCAGUCUCCCCAUUUGUAUCACUCAUAUCUUCUGGCAAAACUGUUCUACUUUAUUUAUUUCGUGUCAAAAGCAUUGCAUAACAAAUACAUUGUAAAAUGAUGAAAAAAAGGAAAUCACAAGCAACUAAAUAGUUUUAGACCAAAAGCAGGCAACAGCAACCGCAUUGUCCGUAACUUUAAACAACUCCUCCUCCGUACAUGAGGCAGGACAUUGUGGGCAAGCAUACAUAUGCUGAGUUGUUUGUUCUGCUCCACAGUCACACAAGGUGGAGGAUUCCUCCAGGUAGUGCACCUUGCCAAGUUGUCUUUAGAUCUGCCCACUCCACUUCUGAGUCUGUUUAGGGACUUCCAAGUUGCCCAUUCUUGGUUUGUCCCUGGAGGAGGAUCCUCAUGGGGGGGGGGGGGGUCAUCCAGUUGAAAUUGCCAGGUUUAGCUGCCCAGAGGGACACCCUUGCUGUUGCUGGAGGAGAAUCAAGAGGAGUGGUGGGUAUUCUGCAUGUUUUGUUUAGUGCUAUGUCCACCUGCUUCUCAUGGGCAGACUUUUGCCAGACAGGACAAGCGUACUCAGCAGUUGAGUAAGACAAGACUAGGGCUGAUGUUCUUAUUACUUGUGGGUCUGCACCCCAUGCACUGCCAGUCAGUUUCUGCAGGAUGUUGUUGCAUGUAGCUACUUUGUGCUUGGUGUUCAUGCAGUGUUUCCUAUAUGUUAGUGUUCGAUCUAAGGUGACACCAAGAUAUUUAGGAUGGAAACAGUGUUCGAGCUCUUGGCCUUCCCAAGUAACUUUCAGUUUCCUGUUGGCUUCACAGUUACGUAGGUGGAAAGCACACACUUGUGUCUUGGACGGGUUAGGCUUCAGGUGGUUCUCUUUGUAGUAGCUGGAGAGAUCUUUCAAGGCAUUAGUGAGUUGCUUUUCAACUGUUUCAAAAAAUUUUGCUUGUGUUGUAAGGCCAAGGUCAUCAGUAUAUAUAAAGCUCUUUGUGAGUGGUGGUAGUGGCUGAUUGUUCGUGAAGAUAGGUCGGUGCAAGAUAAGGUCGGUGCAAGAACGCUGCCUUGGGGUAAACCAUUCUUUUGCCUCCUCCAUCUGCUUUUCUGGCCCUGAAACUCCACAUAGAAGCUGCGGUUUUCUAGGAGGGUCUGGACAGUUUUUGUAAAGUCAAAGUUUACUUUGUUCUACUGUUUAAUCUGUUCUACUGACAAGAAGGGAUUUUUUAAUCUUCUGUUUUCUUAUCUGUCAUAGUAGAAUCUUUAUUUUUUCAUAGUCUAAUAGAGAAUAUUCUGCAAUAUUAAUCAACUUUAAUGUGCAAAAAUGGAGUGUAAUUUUUGUUUGUAAAUUUC
Anolis carolinensis (green anole) is the source of this 31392-nucleotide messenger RNA. RefSeq lists its product as uncharacterized. Gene Ontology annotation, molecular function: nucleic acid binding. The transcript is spliced from 2 exons. The record is from RefSeq and is a predicted model, not a curated record. The coding region runs from base 20652 to 25646 and encodes 1664 amino acids. Lineage: Eukaryota; Metazoa; Chordata; Lepidosauria; Squamata; Anolidae. Gene Ontology annotation, biological process: DNA integration.